GUCCACUGCCAUUCAGCUGUCCCUGUCCGGCCAACAGCAUGGCAGCAAUUUAGGGAUGUCUGUGGCGGAGCGAUUUCUGGCCAGCCUCGGGGCCUUGUGAGAGACUCUGACCUGCGGAGGAACUGCGGCCCGCAGAGGUCAAGGGUGUCUUGUUCCUUGGGAAACCGCGCAAAGCACCUUCAGAGUCUGCCACUUCUCCCUCUGCUGCUGCAGUUCUUUCAGCAGACAGUGUUGGGGAAGCAGCUGAUCAUGCACAUCCCAAGAGCUCCAAAAGGGACCUGUCCUAGGACGGAGGACAUCGCAGCCAGGCCAGUCCCUAGGUCCUGGAAAGUCUUGGAUCAAACUCUGUUCCAGAUGAUCUUGGUCGCUGCUCUGUUGGUUCCUGUUCUUGGCGAUUGUGGUCCCCCACCCCAUUUGCUGUUUGCUUCUUCAAUAAAUGAAUUGUCUGAGAACGAGUACCAAACCGGAACUAUUCUGAAAUACACCUGCCGCCCUGGCUAUAUGAAGAAUGGUGUAAAUCCGACUCUAACCUGCAAACCCAGAGGUCUGUGGAGCUACGAGAUCUUCUGUGUUAAGAAAAGAUGCAGAAACCCAGGAGACUUACCUAAUGGGCAAGUGGAAGUUAAGACAGAUUUCUCUUUUGGAUCACAAAUAGAAUUCAGCUGUUCAGAAGGAUAUAUCUUAAUUGGGUCAACCACUAGUCAUUGUGAUAUUCAAGAAAAAGGAGUUGAGUGGAGUCAUCCGCUCCCCAAGUGUGAAAUUGUCAAGUGUGAGCCCCCUCCAGACAUCAUCAACGGGAAGCACAAUGGUGGAAAUGAAGACAUCCACACCUACGGCUCCUCUGUCACCUACAGCUGCGAUCCUCGCUUCUCACUCUUGGGCGAGGCCUCCAUCUCCUGCACGGUGAAGAACAAAACAGUAGGCGUCUGGAGCCCAAGCCCUCCUGUCUGCAAAGAAAUCAUCUGUUCUCCGCCAAAUGUUCCACAUGGGAAGAUUAUCUCUGGGUUUGGACCCACCUAUAACUACAAAGAUACUAUUAUGUACACCUGCAUCGAUGGUUUCGUCCUCAGAGGCAGCAGUUUAAUCCACUGUGAGCUUGACAGCAAGUGGAAUCCUUCUCCUCCUGUUUGCGAGCUCAAUAGCUGUCUUGGCUUACCGAAUGUUCCACACGCUUCCCGGGAAGGGUAUCAGUGGUCAAGAAACGAGGGCGUGUAUUCUGUUGGAACAGAGUUAAGGUACAAGUGUCUUCCUGGCUACAAACCUGUUACAGAUGAGCCUAUAAUUGUGACUUGUCAGGAAGAUUUGAGAUGGAGCCCAUUCGCAGGGUGUGAAGCAAUUUGUUGCCCACCCCCGAAGCUGGACAAUGGUGCAAUCACGGAGCAUAGAAGAAACCGUCAGGCCAACAAUUGCACCUAUUUCUAUAGAGACAAAGUUUUCUAUUCAUGUUAUCAGAAGCAAAGGCCACCAGUCACUUGCCAGGCAGACGGCACAUGGAGUCCCCACACACCGUUGUGUGGUCCCAGUUGUGACAGUCCACCUCCCAUUGCCCACGGAUAUCACAGGCCAGUGAGUUCCACGUUUUCCUUCACGCAGGAGGUGGUGUACGACUGUGAGGAAGGCUACACUCUGGUCGGAGAGAGGAAACUGUCCUGCAGUUCCUCCAUCUGGUCCAAGGCACCGCCUCAGUGUAAAGCUCUGUGUCCAAAACCAGAAAUUGCAAAUGGAAAGCUGUCUGUGGUUAAAGCCCAAUAUGGUGAGAAGGAAAAUCUCACUGUGCGGUGCAACUCUGGCUAUGGUGUGGUUGGUUCCCCAAGCAUCACCUGCGCAGAGAACAGAAACUGGCAGCCAGAGGUGCCCAAGUGUGAGUGGGAGGUCCCUGAAGGCUGUGAGCAGGUACUUGCAGGCAGAAGACUCAUGCAGUGUCUUGCAGACCCAAACGAGGUGAAGAUGGCCCUGGAGAUGUACAAGCUGUCUCUGGAGAUUGAACUCCUGGAACUGCAGAGGGACAAGGCAAGGAACUCUGUGCAGCUACCGCUGUAACUUUUCCCCGCAGAGAGGGGAGCGCAAGCCACCUGCUGCCUUCAGCGCAAUGGGAUCACAUCAUCCCAGCAGCUCUGGGUCUCUCUGGCACCAAUAUCCAUGGUAAUCAACACUUGUUAAAGUCUAGUGACUUGUGAUUUUGGAACUAGUGAUCAUCCUGUGGCUCAUAUUUUUGCUUUUCUGGACAUACAACAUGCACACACAAUAUGUUUUCCCUAUUAAAAAAGAAUCUACACAUCUGAAA
This is a messenger RNA of Lepus europaeus (European hare), 2284 nucleotides long. RefSeq names its product C4b-binding protein alpha chain-like. Gene Ontology annotation, biological process: negative regulation of complement activation, classical pathway. The record is from RefSeq and is a predicted model, not a curated record. NCBI's taxonomy places the organism in Eukaryota, Metazoa, Chordata, Mammalia, Lagomorpha, Leporidae. The transcript is spliced from 12 exons. Bases 250 to 2040 code for a protein of 596 amino acids.